UAAAAAAAUCUUCCGUUUUCCAAUCUCCAAUUCCUUCCGAAUUUUUCAAUUCCCUCCUAUUUUUUCUGCACUCCCAACAUCUCCUUGGAUUAAUUUGCAGAAUAUGGAUAUCCGCCAAAGCCGUAGUUGGAUGUAUAAUAGACUAAUGCCUGGUCGAAGGGGCCUUACUGAUGAAUUUCUAAAAGGGGUAGAUGAAUUUGUGUCUUUUGCAAUUCAACGAGACACGUCGAAUAAAGAAAUUAGAUGUCCUUGUUCUAAAUGCAAAAAUAUGAAAUUCUUAGAUCCCGAAGAAGUUAAAGUUCAUAUUUAUUCGCGGGGGUUCAAACCUGAUUAUUGGUACUGGACAUGCCACGGAGAAAGUGAUCCGGAGUUGUGUGUAGAGUUUACUACUCAACAUAAGAAAAAACCUACACAAGAGAGACAAAACAACCAUAAUCAAAUUCACUGGGAUCAAAAGUUUCAUGAUGUACUUCAUGCAGUUCAGAAGCCAUUGUCGUUAGGAAUAAAGAAAAAACUAAAAAAUGGCCGUCGAAUGAAAUCUACUACAGUAGCACGAAGGUUGUAUUAUCACGACUCAUGUUCUUCAUCAACUAAAUGGGUACAGAGACAUGAGCUUGAAGAAUUUAGAAAUGAAAUAAAGCAGCAGAGACACGAGGUUGAAGUAUUUAGAAAUGAAAUAAAGCAGCUUCGAGAGACAUUGGCAAAACAAAGAUGAAUGAUAAACCAACUGAUGAAAAGAUGAACAAGAGACUAAGUUUAUGAUAUGAGGUGUUCUGUGUAAAAUUUUAUGUUGCAUUUUGUCAUACGUACUCAGUUAUACUUAUUACUGAUUUUGGUUGUUACGUACAUUUACAUGUUUAAUGUUCUCAAAUAUUUUUGGUGUGUAUA
This is a messenger RNA of Trifolium pratense (red clover), 888 nucleotides long. RefSeq lists its product as uncharacterized. The record is from RefSeq and is a predicted model, not a curated record. Bases 104 to 715 code for a protein of 203 amino acids. The transcript is spliced from 2 exons. NCBI's taxonomy places the organism in Eukaryota, Viridiplantae, Streptophyta, Magnoliopsida, Fabales, Fabaceae.